This is a messenger RNA of Ostrinia furnacalis (Asian corn borer), 1141 nucleotides long. Its product is annotated as splicing factor YJU2. The transcript is spliced from 5 exons. NCBI's taxonomy places the organism in Eukaryota, Metazoa, Arthropoda, Insecta, Lepidoptera, Crambidae. Gene Ontology annotation, biological process: mRNA splicing, via spliceosome. Gene Ontology annotation, cellular component: U2-type catalytic step 1 spliceosome. The record is from RefSeq and is a predicted model, not a curated record. The coding region runs from base 122 to 1084 and encodes 320 amino acids.
CUGUCAAUGACGCACGCUAGAAGUUUUUCUGUGUAUCAACGUAAAUAACUGCGAUUUUAAUUAAAUUUUGGCUGAAAAGCUGGUUAUUUACUUCUAAUAAGAAGUGUGUAGUUGAUACAAAAUGUCGGAAAGAAAAGUUUUAAACAAAUACUAUCCCCCGGACUUCGAUCCUUCCAAAAUCCCGCGCAUGAAAUUGGCGAAAAACCGCCAAUACACCGUGCGUUUGAUGGCCCCGUUCAACAUGCGCUGCGCGACGUGUGGCGAGUACAUCUACAAAGGAAAGAAGUUCAACGCCCGUAAAGAGGAUGUAGAGAAUGAGGACUAUCUUGGGAUAAGAAUUUACAGGUUUUAUAUAAAGUGCACACGGUGCCUUCAAGAGAUAUCAUUCAAGACAGAUCCAAAGAACACGGACUACGAGAUAGAAGCGGGGGCCACGAGGAACUUCAUGGCUCUGAAACUGGCGGAGGAGCAGGCCAAGCGGGAAGAGGAGGAACAAAAGGAGGAGGAAGCCAACAAUCCUAUGAAGUUAUUAGAGUAUAGAACCGAACAAUCAAGACAAGAAAUUGAACUGUUGGAGAGUCUUGAAGAGCUGAAAGAGCUCAACCGUCGGCAGAGAACCGUGGACUAUGAAGGCAUGCUCAAGCAAUACCAGCCUGAAACUGUGGAAGAGAGGAAAGCAAGAGAAGAAAAAGAAGACAAUGAAUUUAUUAAGUCCAUUAAAUUUGGGAGUUCAUCAAAUAAAGUGGUUGCUGAGGAAAUAAUAGAAGAAGUGCAAGAAGACAAUGGCCCUCCAGCAAAAACGUCUAGGAUUGAGGUCAUUGCACCUGUAGUCGCGAAAAUUAAAGGAACAGAGUCAAAGAAAAACGAAUCAUGGAACCGGAGUAUAGGCGUGUUAUCCAAGAAACCAGCGUUAGGUAAUCUUGUGAGGAAAAAGCCUGAAGCAGCUGCAAGUAAACCUCAAGAAGAAAAUACUGUGAGUACAAUACCAGCUAAAACUGAUGACACUAAAAGUUCAGAUAAGGCAGCCGGAUCAGGCCUUUCAUUGUUAGCCAAUUAUUCAGGCAGUGACAGUGAUUCUCAGUAGAUAAUAAAAUAUGUACAAACCCAACAAAUAGUUUGAUAAUGUGUAUUAAAUCGUUAU